UAGCCAUGUCCUUCGGCCUCUCGACUCCCUCGUAUGCGUGGUGGUGGUGGUGGAAGGGUCAAACACAGCUCAACUGUCAACUCUAUAAUUAGCAAGUGAACAGCGAUCUCGCCUCCGUUGCGAGAUGUCAAGUGGCACAAGAUACUGGUGAAGAAAAGAAAAGAUGGUUGAUCUGACGCGAAACUGUGGCCGUGCUGGCUGUUUACUUUCCGACGCAAUGGCGAUAAGAGAUUCAACGGUUUUCGGUCAAAAUGGAUUCAUGGCAGCAUAUCAGGCCGCUCUGUCCGUUUCAUUCAAGUAAUUGUCGACAGAAAUUCAACGUCCGGAGCUGAAAGCCUGACAUGAAAUGAAGCAGUCACCUUACUUAUCCGGGACUCAGAAAUUGAACGACCCACGCGCCCCGGAUGUCUCACAACCACGGAAC
This is a messenger RNA of Mycena citricolor, 424 nucleotides long. Lineage: Eukaryota; Fungi; Basidiomycota; Agaricomycetes; Agaricales; Mycenaceae. The record is from the annotation of a GenBank genome assembly.